GGUUAUCUUUCAAAAGCGAACUUCCGUAAAGGCAGUUAUAGCAGUCAGCACUUUAGCCGAGAGGCUUGGGAGUCUUAUCCGUGAAGAGGUGGAAGGAGAUGACGGAGGCUCUGAAACUCCCUAUCAUAGACCUGUCCUCACCGGAUCCCGUCUCCACCGCCAAUUCCAUCCGUCAGGCAUGCACGGAAUAUGGUUUCUUCUACCUUGUGAAUCCUGGGGUGGAGCAAGAGUUGGUUGGGAGAGUAUUUGAGGAGAGCAACAAGUUCUUCUCACUCCCUUUGGAGGAGAAGAUGAAACUGGCUCGCAAGGAACAUAGAGGAUAUACGCCGCUCUAUGCUGAGAACCUCGAUCCCACUUCCACCUCCAGAGGUGACUCGAAAGAGAGCUUUUAUAUUGGCCCUUUAGAAGAUAUUGCAACUCUGGUUGAUUUGAAUCAAUGGCCUUCAGAAGAAGUUCUACCUUCUUGGAGACAUACAAUGGAAAGUUUCUAUAGAAAUGUCCUGUCUGCUGGAAAAAGAUUACUUUCUCUGCUUGCUCUGGCUUUGAACGAAGAUGAGGACUUCUUUGAAAAAUUGGGGGCCUUGGAUAAACCAAUGGCAUUUCUUCGGCUGUUGCAUUAUUCAGGUGAAUUGGGGUCUUCUGAUGAAGAAAUAUAUGGUGCCUCUGCUCAUUCAGAUUAUGGAAUGGUCACUCUCCUAGCAACCGACGGUGUUCAAGGACUUCAGGUCUGCCGGGACAAAUUCAAGCACCCACAGCUUUGGGAGGACGUACUUCAUGUAGACGGGGCCUUCAUUGUUAACAUUGGUGACAUGAUGGAGAGGUGGACUAAUUGUUUGUUCCGAUCAACGCUGCACAGGGUGAUGCCAGCAGGAAAAGAACGCUAUUCUGCAGCUUUCUUUUUAGAUCCCAACCCAGACUGUGUGGUGAAAUGCCUGGAAAGUUGUUGCAGUGAGUUAUCUCCCCCAAGAUUUUCCCCAAUUCGCAGUGGGGACUACCUGAAAGAGAGGCUCAGGCUUACAUAUGCCUCGUAAGGCAUGGGUAAACUUAUAAGAUCUGAAGUUUCGCUAGUGAAGGAUGUCAAGUGUGUCCUGCUAAUGUCUUUGCAGUGCAGAUUUUUUGAUACAUAACUUUAAACGCACAUAUGGACUCAUCCAAAAGUACAUGGUAUAAUUUUUCAUUGAAACAAAGACAUAUUAUGCUGUCAAAGUUUCCUGUAAUCGAAAUUGCUUUGGCUUUGGAAA
This is a messenger RNA of Alnus glutinosa, 1241 nucleotides long. Its product is annotated as 2-oxoglutarate-Fe(II) type oxidoreductase hxnY-like. Bases 99 to 1031 code for a protein of 310 amino acids. The record is from RefSeq and is a predicted model, not a curated record. NCBI's taxonomy places the organism in Eukaryota, Viridiplantae, Streptophyta, Magnoliopsida, Fagales, Betulaceae. The transcript has 11 exons.